Molecule: messenger RNA, 246 nt
Organism: Strongylus vulgaris
Lineage: Eukaryota; Metazoa; Nematoda; Chromadorea; Rhabditida; Strongylidae
Source: the annotation of a GenBank genome assembly
AUGAGCAAACUGAAAAUAUUGAAAGAAUUAACGAAGGAAGAGAAGAUGGAGGUGGAGAGCGAUGGAGAAGAAAGCCAUGCUUCCGAUGAAGAAUCAUCGGAUUCUGAACAUGAAGGAAUGGAUGCGACUCAAAAGGCCGAGGAGAAAAAGCGAGCCGUCCUUUGGACUAACCGUGAGCGAGUGCUGGUGCUUUGCUCCAGAGGAGCCGAUGUUCGCACUAGACAUUUGAUGAACGAUGUCAAAGUU